AUGUCCAACCAAGACUACUACGGUAACAGCGGCGGCGCUCCCUACGGUGGCCAGCCCAACUACAACCAAGGCUACAACAACAACGGCGGCGGUGGCUACCCCCAACAAGCCCAGUACGCCUCUGGCUCGCAGCAACACAGCAACAACGGCGGCGGCUACAACAGCAGCGCACCGCCCGGCGCAUACGGCCAGUCCCAGCCCAGCUACGCCCCGCAACAGCAGUCCUACGAUAACCGGGGGCACUCCCCCGCGCCGGGCUACAACUCGGGCGCGCCGUACGGCGGCAGCUCGCAGCCCCAAUACGACAACAACAACAAUAAUUACAAUAAUGGUCAGAAUCAUAACCAGGGCGGCGGCGCUCCCUAUGGCGGCCCCAACAACAACAACGGCCCUCCUGGUCCUGACGGACCCAACGGCGAAAAGGGCCUCGGCGCCACGCUCGUCGGCGGCGGAGGCGCCGCGUAUGCGGCGCACAAGGCCGGCGCGGGCUUCUUUGGGUCGACGGGCGCGGCGAUUGCGGGCGCGAUUGGUGCGAAUUUCAUAGAGCACAAGUUUAAGAAGCACAGCGGGCGCCGUGAUUAA
Molecule: messenger RNA, 582 nt
Organism: Beauveria bassiana ARSEF 2860
Lineage: Eukaryota; Fungi; Ascomycota; Sordariomycetes; Hypocreales; Cordycipitaceae
Exons: 1
Coding region: 1-582 (193 amino acids)
Source: RefSeq, a predicted model, not a curated record